AUGAAACCACGCGCGGAUGCAGUGGUGAAAGCGAUUAAAGAGGCCCAGGAAGCCAAGACGAACGGCUACAAGCAGGCGUUGCUGGAGAUUCGUGGUGGCCGGAAGUCGAGCCAUUGGAUUUGGUACGUGUGGCCCUCUUUGGCCUCUGUGCGAAAGACCACCCGGCCGCAGUACUCGUUGCGUGAUGUCCGCGAUGCGAAAGCUUUGAUCAGAGACCCUUUGCUCCGGGAGCGAUUGAAGGAGAUCACUGGGGUGGCUGAAAGACACCUCGCCAGUGGUACGAAGCCAGAGAUUCUCUUUGGCUCUCGGGUCGAUGUGGAGAAGUUCCAUGAAUGUGCCACCUGCUUUGCCCUGGUGGCACUGAAGGUGAGGGACCUGGAGCUGGCGCAGGUCAUGAUUGAUGCCUUAGUCGCGCUUCACGGAGGUGCCUUGGAGCCAACGACCGUGAAGUAUCUCACUGAGGAGGGCGACCUGGCAGAGUUCGCCAAGGUGGGCUCCGCGGAGGACUUGCGGAAGCUCCUGGAAGCUCCGGCCGAAGCGCAUCCCGUUGACACGGAGACGCGCGUCCCGUCGACGCCUCCCGCGACGAGUCCCGCGAGUCCGGCGGUGCACGCCGCGGACGUGGACAUGACGCGCGAAGCAGAGUGCGAAGUGGAGCAAGGCCGUGAAGCGGAGUGA
Molecule: messenger RNA, 678 nt
Organism: Durusdinium trenchii
Lineage: Eukaryota; Dinophyceae; Suessiales; Symbiodiniaceae
Source: the annotation of a GenBank genome assembly